AUGGAACUACAUUGCACAAAGGAAAGAAAGAUACAUAAAAAACAGGAAGAAGCUACGAAACAAGAUAAAAAUGAUAAAAAAAUUAAUAUUCAUCAAUUGGAACUGUGCACGCAAUCAAUAAAACGAAGCAAUGAAUUCGGUGAACAACCUGUCAAGAAAGCUCGUAAAAAACAUUGCAGUUGGAUAAAAUUUAGUUCUGAUGAUUAUUGUCUAAAUACCAAGUUUGCUAAACAUAAUCGUGCAUAUGAAGAAGUUUUUAAUCGUUUAAAAAAUUGUAUUUCGGAUGAAUCGGGUAUUUCUGACUUGUCACAAGAAUGCAAAACGUCUUCAAGGAGUACCAAAGCAAAGAGAGAAGAUCAAGAAAAGGUCAUAUCCGAAAAGGACGAUUAUUAUACAUUGCUACGCCAGCGGAGAGCCGAAUUUCGGAUGCACUUGAUCAGAAAGAUUAAAGGGUCGGGAAAGAGUGAUGAAAGCCAGCAAGAGGACAUGAUGGAAAUAUGCAGCAGUUAUGCAAAAGAGAGGACGCUUUUGAAUAACGAUGACGGUGUUCGGGAGCGAGCUUCAUCGGUUUCGGCAUCGUCGAGAAGCAUCGACGAUGACACGGAUGGUUGGAUCACAGAGGAAGACAAGAAUCUCUUGAGGUAUUACUACUACAUUCUUCAUGAGGUCGAUGACGCCCGCGCGGGUACCUUAGAUUCUGACACGUUAAAGAAGAUAACGAGCAUGGUGUCCGCUGAAUGGCAGGAGAGACACAACGAGUACCUCGGCCGAUUGAUACAUGAAAUAAAGCGCGAUUACGUUACGAGUAUGAAAAAAUCCAUUGUCGACUUUGUGCUGCAGGAGCCCUUUGAAGAGGUGUACGAGUUCUUUGCUCCGGUUAGUAUUACGUGAAUGUGCGAUGACAUUUAUCCUGA
Messenger RNA from Ooceraea biroi (clonal raider ant), 914 nucleotides. RefSeq lists its product as uncharacterized. NCBI's taxonomy places the organism in Eukaryota, Metazoa, Arthropoda, Insecta, Hymenoptera, Formicidae. The record is from RefSeq and is a predicted model, not a curated record.